Molecule: messenger RNA, 1549 nt
Organism: Monomorium pharaonis (pharaoh ant)
Lineage: Eukaryota; Metazoa; Arthropoda; Insecta; Hymenoptera; Formicidae
Gene: Alg7
Product: UDP-N-acetylglucosamine--dolichyl-phosphate N-acetylglucosaminephosphotransferase
Exons: 7
Coding region: 300-1520 (406 amino acids)
Biological process (GO): protein N-linked glycosylation; dolichol-linked oligosaccharide biosynthetic process
Cellular component (GO): membrane
Molecular function (GO): UDP-N-acetylglucosamine-dolichyl-phosphate N-acetylglucosaminephosphotransferase activity
Source: RefSeq, a predicted model, not a curated record
UUCGAGACAUCGAUACGAGGCAUAUGGCGGCGCCCAGGAAGCAAUAUUCGCAAUAUGUGUUUUAACCAAGAUAUCGCUGGAUAUCGCGUGGUUUUGUUACAUCAUGCGUUUAAUUGAUGUGCAGUAAUGAUGCACGAUGUCACAAUACAAUCAUACUGUCGAUAUAAUAUUGAUAUCAAAAUCGACGCAAAGGCAACUUGCCGAUCUCUCUGUUUAUCGCGGUCGCGUAUCACUCUUUAUUUGAGCGAGUACACGAGUCUAAACCGGUGUUCGAACGCGCGCUAUUUGAUGUUUCAACGAUGAACCUCGAGGACGAGAUAUGGAAAUCGCUGCUCCCAAUAUCCGUCAACGCACUGAUGUCCGUGUGCGCGUACGGUUUGACAGUUCGCCUAAUACCUAGGAUAAAAUCCAUGUUCGUCAAAGCUAACCUCUACGGCUUCGAUAUGAGCAAGAGGAGUGGCGGACAAGUACCAGAGGCGAUAGGCGUUGUCACUGGAUGCGUGUUUCUUGUAACAAUGUUUCUAUUUAUUCCUGUGCCGUUUACAGAUUGUAUAUUUAGGAAUGUUAACUUUCCACACGACAAGUUUGUUGAAUUUCUGGCUGCAUUACUGUCCAUAUGUUGCAUGCUACUUCUGGGUUUUGCCGACGACGUUUUGGAUCUUCGUUGGCGGCACAAACUGCUUCUGCCUACUAUAGCAUCUUUGCCGUUAUUGAUGGUCUACUAUGUUAAUUUUAACUCCACAAUAAUUAUCGUACCAAAGCCAUUGAGAUCAUGGCUUGGAUUCUCCUUAGAUUUAUGGAUUUUCUACUAUGUAUAUAUGGGAAUGUUGGCUGUAUUUUGUACAAACGCUAUAAAUAUAUUAGCCGGAAUAAACGGUUUGGAGGUCGGACAGAGUUUAAUCAUCGCCACGAGCAUUCUUAUCUUCAACGUUAUAGAGUUGUUUGGCAGUCAAUGGAAGGCGCAUCAGUUUUCAAUAUUCUUCAUGCUACCUUAUAUAGCAACAUCUCUAGCAUUAUUCAAAUUUAAUUGGUAUCCAUCGCAGGUUUUCGUGGGCGAUACGUUUUGCUAUCUAUCGGGAAUGACUUUCGCCGUUGUCGGUAUCUUAGGUCACUUCAGCAAAACAACCCUAUUAUUUUUUAUCCCGCAAAUACUCAAUUUCAUAUACAGCGUGCCGCAGUUAUUCCAUCUUGUGCCGUGUCCUAGGCAUAGAUUACCAAGGUACAAUGAAAAGACGGAUAAAUUAGAACCGAGUGUAACUGUAUUUCGCAGAUCAGAACUUAACAUACUUGGAAGAUCACUAAUUUGGAUACUAGAAACAUUAAAAUUGGUAAAGUGGCAAGAAGACAACGGAGGCAUUGUAACCUGCAACAAUCUAACUUUAAUCAAUUUUGUGUUGAUCAAGAGUGGUCCAUUGAGAGAACCAACGCUUACGUCAAUUUUACUGAUAAUUCAGAUUAUCAGCAGCAUGAUGGCAUUUGUUAUAAGAUAUCCUUUGGCUUCCAUAUUUUACGAUGUUUAAAUAAAUGCAAGGCUAUAAAAAUAUAUCAC